AUGUUCCGACCCCGCCAGGUAUCAACCCUAUCGACCCUCAGAACUCAAUGCACUGCCAUCACCACACCUACACGAAGUAGCAUCAACAAAUCCAGCCUCCUAUUCAACCACCAGAACCACCUCGUCAAUAAACCCCUCCCGCGUUUUCCCCAUCCCUGCACCACCCGCCGAACAAUAAGCCAGAUGGCCCCAAGCGACGUCUCCAAAUAUCUCCAGGAAACACACGAGCGUGUCUUCGAGAACAACAGGAAAUGGGCAGCAGAAAAGGCCGCCAAGGACCCGCACUUCUUCGAGAAGCUCUCCAUCGGACAGAACCCCGACUACCUGUGGAUUGGCUGCAGUGACAGCCGUAUUCCUGCCGAGCAGAUAACAGGCCUAGACCCCGGCGAGGCCUUUAUUCACCGCAACAUCGCCAACCUGGUCUGCAACACCGAUCUCAAUGUGAUGAGCGUGAUAAACUAUGCCGUGCGGCACCUGCACGUCAAGCACAUCAUUGUCUGCGGGCAUUACGAGUGCGGCGGCGUCAAGGCUGCUCUGACACCGGCAGACCUGGGCUUGUUGAACCCCUGGCUGCGAAAUAUCCGCGACGUCUACCGGCUCCAUGAGGCGGAGCUGGAUGCCCUGGAUGAGAACAAGCGCUAUGACAGGCUUGUAGAGCUGAAUGUGAUUGAGCAGUGUCGGAACAUCAUUAAGACGGCAGCUGUGCAGAAGAUGUAUUCGAAAAACCAGUAUCCGAUUGUGCACGGGUGGGUGUUUAACAUCAAGAAUGGGCUGUUGACGGAUUUGAAGAUUGAUUUUGAGAAAGUGUUAACGGGUAUCCAGAAGAUUUACGAUUUGACGGGGAAGUGA
Paracoccidioides brasiliensis Pb18 is the source of this 849-nucleotide messenger RNA. RefSeq lists its product as uncharacterized. Gene Ontology annotation, cellular component: cytoplasm. Gene Ontology annotation, biological process: cellular response to carbon dioxide; cellular response to oxidative stress; carbon utilization. Gene Ontology annotation, molecular function: carbonate dehydratase activity; zinc ion binding. The coding region runs from base 1 to 849 and encodes 282 amino acids. The transcript has a single exon. The record is from RefSeq and is a predicted model, not a curated record.